AUGCAUCGAAUGACACCAGACAUAGAGUUCAGUGAUUUCAAGUACCAGCCUAUAUAUAUGCCUUCCAACUUCCAACCAGAAGGAAUAUCGCUUCGUAACCACCUACCCACACCGCCCAACAGUACACGGCCUUCACUUGAGGAGUCCCAGUGUAGGCUAGAAUCCUCAUGCGCUUCUGAAACCCUUGCACAAGUUGCAGUGCCUCCCACAGAAGCGAACCUACUGCCUAGUGAUCUGACCCCUCCACCAUCUCCAUCAAGUCCAUCUCCUGAAACCUGCGACUCUAUUUUGGAGUCCUUCAGGAACGUUGCAGAUCGGGCAGUAACAAGGGUUGUUAUGCAAAACGUUCCAUCUGCCACAUAUGAAGCAGUCAUGGAAAAAGCUACAGAUAACGGAGACUGGCAGGCUGUGAGAGUCGACUACAAUGAGGGUGUGCUCAUUGUACACUGCCCAAACCUUGGCCACGAGAUCCUCCCAGAACUGUUCGAUGUGAUGAGGCAUGCAGAAAAAUCGUACCCAAAGAAAUAUCACGACAGCACAAUCACCCAGGGCGGGUCAACGACCAUUGCUCUGGCAGCUGGUUCGAAAUCACCUGAUUUCAGCCUGUAUGAAGUAAAAGAAAGUAGCGGGCAGGCGCAGCAAGGGACAAGUGGGAUCCCUACGGUUGCCUUUGAAGUGGGAUACUACGGGGAAGGGGAAAAGAAAUUGGCCUUGGAUGCUGGCCGACUUAUAUGCCUGUCCAAAGGCAUGAUACAAUUAGCGGCCACAAUCAACCUCGAUCACGAGAAGGAAAAGGACGGAAUACGGAAACUGAAAUCCGUUAUCUGGACCCAUUGGGAGAUGGAUCCAGGGUAUCCUCGGAUUGUUGAAGGGAACGAUACUUAUGAGCUUAACAAGCUCGUUCCUGAAAUAAAUGGAAAGCUUAUAAAGGACACGGACAAAGUCCAACCAACACCCGAUGCCUACAGAGCAGUAGUGACUUUUGCCAAGACACCAUAUUGGGUCAGAGCCCAGAAGUCAAAUACAUACAAGGUAUCUAACCCAGUUAUUUUGCGAAUUCAAUCUGCUGACUUCAAGGACCUGGAGCUCUUUCCAGAUCAAGGGGUCAAGUCUAUCCCGAUCCUGUAUCGUCAUUUGUUCCGUGACCCUCAGGAGAAAGACCGGAAAAACCCUGCAUUUACCUUUCAAACUGUGGAUAUCAUGGCUACAAUUCAUAGCCAUGAGAAUAUUCAGCGCGAAAUAAAUGGCAAAAACAAGAAGACACAACGAGAUGUGGACUCAUUUGAGGAGACGCUGCUUGCAACGUUUAAAAAGCGUCGGUCUGACUAG
Molecule: messenger RNA, 1329 nt
Organism: Suillus subalutaceus
Lineage: Eukaryota; Fungi; Basidiomycota; Agaricomycetes; Boletales; Suillaceae
Exons: 2
Coding region: 1-1329 (442 amino acids)
Source: RefSeq, a predicted model, not a curated record